AUGGCUCCCGCCUUAAAGAAGUACGACUGGAUCCUUGCCAUCUGCACCAUUGCCUUCGUCGCCUCGUCGGCCUCCAACGGUGCCAACGAUGUCGCCAACUCAUACGCCACAUCGGUGGCUGCUCGGACCCUGAAGAUGUGGCAGGCCGGUAUCCUGGCUUCUGGUACUGAGUUCCUCGGUGCUGUUGCGCUGGGCUCCCGCGUUACUGGUACUAUCAAGAGCGGUAUCUUUGCUCUCGACACUUUCAAGCCUGUUCCUGCUACCCUCAUGCUCGCCAUGAGCUGUGCUGAAGUCGGAUCUGCUACUUUCCUCACCAUCGCGACCCUUGCUGGUAUGCCAGUAUCUACCACCCAGACUGUCGUCGGAGCCCUUGCCGGUGCCGGUAUUGCUGCUCAGUCACCUCUUAGCUGGGGCUGGAAGAAGGGAUCCAUCUCCCAAAUCGCCGCCUCAUGGGUCAUCGCUCCCUUCCUCGCCGCCGCCUUCGCCGCCGUCCUCUUCCUGACCAUCAAGUUCGGUGUCCACCAGAGGAAGGACCCGCUCAAGUGGGGUCUUCGCCUCAUCCCCUUCUACCUUGCAUUCACCGCCGGUGUCCUCGCUCUUUUCAUCAUUGACGAGCUGCCAAAUGGAGAGUCUCUCGAGGAGAUGGGUCCUGGCAAGGCUUGUGGUAUCAUAUUGGGUGUCUUUGCCGGAAUGCUCGCCAUCUCCUACAUUUUCUUCGUCCCCUACUUCACACGCCGUCUUAUCAAGGGUGACACCAGGCUGAGGGUAUGGCACCUCCCUCUCGGUCCCCUUCUGUACCGCGAGAACCCUCCCAUCUACUUCCCCGGCAAGGGCGACCAGAUCGUCACCGACUACUACGCCAGGGCAGCCUCCGUCGAUAUCGAACAGGAGAACUUCAAGGGCGAGAAGGGCGCUGGUCACUCAACAUCCGUCGACAACAACUCUUCCGGAAACAGCGACAACAUUGAUGUUGAGAACGGUGGCCGCGGACUUUCGCGCCCACUUCCCCGCGAUGGCGCCGUUGCCCACAUCGCUCCUGCUAAGCCCGAACCCGAGGAGCGCUGGUUGAAGCCUGUUGAACAUCUCCCGGCCUACUCGCCCAAGAAGAUUGUAGCCUGGACCAAGUAUAUCCUUCUCCAGGGUGUCUCACGAGACGUCGUUACCCAGAAAGGUCUUGACAGUGUCCACUCCCGCGCUAUCGUCUACGACAACCGUGUCGAACAUCUCUGGACCUACGCCCAAGUUGCCUCCGCCAUGAUGAUGUCCAUUGCCCAUGGUUCCAACGAUGUUGCCAACGCCGUUGGUCCUUGGGUAGCAACCUACAACACCUACACCACAGGCGUCGUCACAAAGGAGGCCGACACCCCCAUCUGGAUCCUCAUCGUCGCUGGUAUUCUCCUCGGCGCAGGCUUCUGGUUCUACGGCUACCACAUCGUACGCGCGCUCGGUAACAAGAUCACACAAGUUUCUCCCACCCGUGGCUUCUCCAUGGAGUUGGGUGCGGCCAUCACCGUGCUGCUCGCUUCUAGACUGGCGCUUCCCGUAUCGACCACACAGUGCUUGACGGGUGCGACGAUUGGUGUUGCCCUGUGCAAUUUCGAUCUCAAGGCCGUCAAUUGGAAACAGGUUGGAUUCAUCUUUUCCGGUUGGAUCAUCACCCUACCUGGUGCGGGGCUGAUUUCUGGGUUGCUCAUGGUUAUGGCGCUUAACACGCCGCAUUUCUAG
Molecule: messenger RNA, 1725 nt
Organism: Pyrenophora tritici-repentis Pt-1C-BFP
Lineage: Eukaryota; Fungi; Ascomycota; Dothideomycetes; Pleosporales; Pleosporaceae
Product: PitA, Phosphate-sulfate permease
Biological process (GO): phosphate ion transmembrane transport
Cellular component (GO): membrane
Source: RefSeq, a predicted model, not a curated record